This is a messenger RNA of Zymoseptoria tritici IPO323, 1392 nucleotides long. RefSeq lists its product as uncharacterized. Gene Ontology annotation, cellular component: cytoplasm. The record is from RefSeq and is a predicted model, not a curated record. Lineage: Eukaryota; Fungi; Ascomycota; Dothideomycetes; Mycosphaerellales; Mycosphaerellaceae. The transcript has a single exon. Gene Ontology annotation, biological process: response to heat; protein refolding. The annotation marks the transcript as partial. Gene Ontology annotation, molecular function: heat shock protein binding; ATP binding.
UUCCACGCCACCGCACGAUCUCUUGCGACCAAGGAUCCGUAUGCAGCACUUGGAAUCAGCAAAUCUGCCUCUGCAGGCGAGAUCAAGAAGGCUUACUAUGGUCUGGCGAAGAAGUACCAUCCAGAUACGAACAAGGAUCCCACAGCAAAGGAGAAAUUCGCAGACGCGCAAAGCGCAUACGAGAUUCUGAGCGACUCAAAGAAGAAGGAAAUGUACGAUCAAUACGGAGCAGCUGCGUUCGAUCAAGGUGCUGGAGGUCCAGGAGGAGCCGGACCAGGUGGACCAUUCGGAGGUGGAAAUCCAUUCGGCGGAGGAGGAUUUGGAGGCUUCGGAGGAGGAGCGAGUGGAGGAGGUGGAUUUGGAGCGGACUUCAAUUUCGAGGACUUGUUCUCUGCGUUCGGUGGCUCAGGGGCAAGGAGAGGGAGAAGAGGCGGGCCGUUUCAAGAGGAGGUCAUGGUUGGUGAGAACAUCGAAGUGCAGACGAACAUCAGCUUCAUGGACGCUGCGAAGGGUGUGGAGAAGGAGAUCACAAUCACGCCUCUGGUGCAAUGCAAGACAUGUACAGGCAACGGCUUAAAAAAGGGCAUGAGCCGCAGUGCGUGCAAGACUUGUGACGGAACUGGACAGAGGGUGCAUUUCAUGCAGGGUGGAUUCCAAAUGGCGAGCACUUGCGGCUCAUGUGGAGGCACGGGAGUUACGAUUCCUCGUGGAGGAGAGUGCGGAACAUGUCGAGGCGAAGGCGCUGUGCGGGAGAAGAAGACCGUAACCGUGGACAUCCCCGGAGGGGUAGAGGACGGUAUGCGAUUACGAGUGAUGGGCGAAGGAGACUACCCUCCGACCGGACAGGCCGCGAACGCCAGUGCAAGGAGUCAGAAGGGAGACCUAUACGUCUUCAUUCGUGUGGCACCCGACUCGAAGUUCUCCCGCUCUGGAUCCGAUGUGCUGUAUACUGCCAGCAUACCCCUGACCACCGCCGUAUUGGGAGGAGAGAUCAAAAUCCCCACCCUUGACGGCGAUGUCAAAGUCAAGGUCGCCACAGGAACCGGGACAGGAGACAAGAUCACAAUGCCAGGUAUGGGCAUGAAGAGACUCGGCGCGCGGCGAGGCCAACAAGGAGACUUGAAGGUGGAGUUCAAGGUACAAAUGCCAAAGUAUCUAUCCGUCAAUCAACGGACGAUCGUGGAGAUGUUAGCGGACGAGAUGGACGACAAGAGCGCGAAGAGAAUCAUGAACUUGAAUAAUCUGAAACAUGCACCGAAGGCAUCGACCACGGACAAAGGAACUCCGGACGAUCAUAAGAAUGAAGGUCUGUUGAAGAACCUGUGGCAUUCAGUCACAGGGCAGCAUGAUCACUUGGACAAGGCCGAGGAGGGUAAGAAAGCUGAGGAUGGC